This is a messenger RNA of Porites evermanni, 13137 nucleotides long. NCBI's taxonomy places the organism in Eukaryota, Metazoa, Cnidaria, Anthozoa, Scleractinia, Poritidae. The record is from the annotation of a GenBank genome assembly.
UCAGAAUUAACUACGUCAUCGUCAUCAUCAAAGCAGAAAAUAUUUGUUGGAGCGGUGGUUUUUGGUUGCGUCGUUUUUGCAGUGUUUUUUGGAAUUGGCAUUUAUUGUCACCAGCGAAAGAAGAAGUUAAGAAAAGGAGCUAAAUAUGGUCUUGAUUGCAGUCCCCAACAAAGCGAGAUGGCUGUGGAAUACAUUGCACAGGACCCGUCCGUUGUUGGCUUCUCACCAUCCCGCGAGUUAACUGUUCCACUGAUGCGUCAGGAAAAUCGUAACCUCACUAAGGUUUCCGAAGUAGACAUGUCAGUGAGCGAAAACUGGGAGAUCGACAGAGAACUUAUCAACCUGCAGGAAGUUCUCGGAGAAGGCGCGUUUGGAAGGGUCAUGAAGGCGGAGAUGUUUGGAAUCCCCGAUAUGCCUUUCAGAUGCCAUGUCGCGGUCAAAAUGAUAAAAGGUGAGUUUGUAUUUAGGUGUUGUCUACAAAAGCUAGCUUUGCCAUUGCAAUCAUUAAAUUUUGUAUUUUUUCCGGCAAUAGAAAGAAGUCAAGUCGGGAAAGAGAACAGGAAAAGGAAAAGAAUAAAAAAGUAAAGAAAGUUAAAAGAAAGAGAAGAAAAGGGAAAAUAUUAAGACUCAAACCAAGGACCAGAAGCAAAUAGGGUCAUACCGACAGACCACGAAACCAAAGAACAGAUGCUAUUAGGGAGCUUACGAAUUGACGACUUUCGCACGACGACGCCGUUGGACUGCGUGAAGGACUUACUGCGUAUGCUUAUCUGGGCACUUGUCGGCGUCGCGCAAAGUCGACGCCGUUGUUGACAGCGAUUCGCCGGCGUCCUAGAAAAAGCAGGACGUGAGACUAAUUUUCAAAGUUUUCCCUACAUACUUCAGGGGAUUUUCCAGAUAAUUCAAGUAUCACAUUAGGGACAUGUUCUUUGCAUAUGUUUUCUAUUUGUUUGUUUGUUUUCAUUGGAGUAACGACCCGAAGAAUCAACACCAUAGUUAGCUGUAGAAAGAUAUAAAUUAACACCGAGUGAAACCACAUUGGCAAGAUGGUACCAAAGCUACAACUAGACCAUUGCAAACGGUUGUCUCAUCACAGUGACUACAGCUGUUCAGCAAGGUUAUAAAUGCUCCACCUGUAUAUAAACGCGCCUUGCAUUCGUCCUUUGUUGUCUCGUCUAAAUCCGUGGUUAACUCUGAGUUUGUUGAUGAAACGCAUAAAAGUAAAAAUACAGUGAAAUACUCGGUCCUUUAUAAAUCUGUUUCCAUAAGUGUCUACAAUACGAGCUCUCGUUUCUCUUAUGAAUUUAGACAUUUUGGUUGAACAAAUAAGCUUACUUGUGAAAAGAAGAAAACAAACUUCAGAAACGGCGGGAAAAUUUGCCUGCCGCGCGCCCCAACGUCGUCGUCUUUACUACGAAUCGCAAAUUCAAAUUUCUACAGGACGGCAACGCAGAACUAUGACGUGACCCAGCGGCGACGUCGUGCGAAAGUCGUCGAUUCGUAAGCUCCCUAUUUACUCCAAAGGGCGCCGCCUCUCCUAAGCGCGGCACUUUGGAGUAAGAUUAGGGAGCUUUUAAAAGCAACGACGACGGCGACGGAAAAAAGAACGGAAAAAAGCAAUAGGUUUAGAUUGGCAAAAUAACAACUAUACACGACGUGCAUUACACUUUUUUCGACAUUUAUUUGCCGUCACUGCACGACUACGACGUGAAAAUGCCUAUUUAACGUUUUGUGGAGAACGUGAACACAAGACAAAGACUUUCUUUUUCUUUUCUUUAACUUUGAUACAGUCUUCUAGAAAUCAACUCAAGAAAAAAAAACUGCCAUCAUUUGACGAAUUGAACGAGAUGAAAUAAGCGCGAAAAAAGUUUGAAGCAGCGCGACAAGCCAUAGCCGCGGUGGGCCACGGGGUAAGACAUCAGUGGCCUAGCGCAGGUUUUGUAUACACACCCGAGGAAGGCACUUCCCUUAAACAUUUCGUAGCCGCUAAUUCUCCUACUGUGAUCGGGCUAUAGUUUGGAAAAGGAUUCUCCAAUCUCUUCCGAUACAACUACCGUGACCCCCCUGUCUAUUUCCAAGAACGAAGUAUUCAAUCUCUUGCUAAUUAAUUGUGAGAUGGAUUGAGCAAGUGGAAUGCUUUAAAAAUGUAUGCCCCACUGCAAAAUAGCGACUUAAACUUUGAUACCUUGCCUAAGUGAAACAAAAGAACAACAACAAGACAAGAAAACUAUGAGACAAAAAUAGGCCGGUACUCGUGGUUUUUAGGCACUUUUACACUAACGUGUUCGAAAGUGUCCGCCUCGAAAGCCCCACAUCCAAACCAUGGUUUUUGCGUUGUUUCUACCUGCAUGGCAAUGAGACUUCGCAGUCGCCAGGUUAUUCUCAGAUAUUUGUAUUAUUUAGCGCGCCUACUCCAAGUAACAGUGCUACUUCCGUCUUUUCCCGCCAUUUUUGACUUGUUAAAUAUACAAGUGUUUAGAAACUUAAUGGAGGUCUUCUAAAACCUCCAUUUUUGUAGUAUGAGCACAAGGCCAGAACGCCCAAAAACGCUUGCGUUUUCAAACGAAAGCAAACUAGCGAGGUGGAGGGCAUAUAAUACUUAAAUAUUUUAAAUUAGGACUGUAAUGUCAAUCUCCUGCAUUUCAGAGGAUGCCACGGAAAAGGAACACACAGAUCUUGUAUCAGAGUUGGAGCUAAUGAAGACCAUUGGAAAACACAAGAACAUCAUCAAUUUGAUUGGCGCCUGCACUCAAGGAGGUUAGUUGACGGAGAAAUUGAGUGGAGAAAUUGGAGUUCUCCCCUACCGAAAACAAGAAAAAUAUGUCCCUUCUGUAAACUUGAAGGUACACUCUUUGCCAUGCUGCGGAAUCUUUUUGUUAUAACGUUAUGGGUAACAUUGAAAAUUGGUGAUAAGAACGUCGUAUGCAGCCUUCAACCAAAAAGUAAAAGCACUUUUAUUCAAUUCUGCACUUGUGAUUGCUUAAAUCACAAUCGGUAUUCAGAAGUUAUAUAUUACUUAACCGAAGAACAUUGCAGAUCAUUUCAGCAAGACAAAAAAUAGAAUUCCCAAGAUUUCGCAAAAUUAGACGUGUUUUUUUUUUUUUUUAAAAAGAAUGCAUUUUUACAAUGCUAAACUGGUAUUGUUCCUUUUCCCCUUCAGGUCCACUGUAUGUAGUUGUAGAAUUCGCUCCAAAUGGUAACUUAAGACAAUUUUUGAGAAAAAGGAGGCCAACCAGGGAAAUCCCCACAACCUUAACUGCAUUGAGAGAGAGGAGGCCAGCCAGAGAGAACAGUUCAACACUGACGUACAUGGACCUGGUUUCCUUCUCUUAUCAGGUCUGCAGAGGAAUGGAAUAUCUUUCUUCGAAAAAGGUGUGUGUCAUCACUAAAGAUGUGGUAUUUUUCAGAUGACUGCCGGAAUAAGUGAGAGUCUUACUCACACUAUGCACUGCGUGAAAUAAGUGAUUUACUGGAAUUUGGAAAUUUGGAAUGUGUGUGCGUAUGUGGUGUGGGUAUUGAGGGGUCAGUGAUGUAGUUUUGGCAAGAAUCCUUUCCAACACAACUUUAACUGUGAAAACAUAUCACGAUGUUAGAUUCCUUUUGUCAUUGUUCUGUUCAGUUUUGUUAUUUUUAUUGUUCAGGUUGCACUUAAGUAUUUAUCAAACACAGCGGGCGCUGCUUCGAGUUUUCGCGAGCUACGAGUUACCAAGGGCUCGAUCUUCAGGAAGCCAUUGAGUAUGCAUGAAAAGAGAAGUCAUCAGCUAAGGCUAAGGUCAAUAACAAAUUUCUUAUCUUGUUAUUAGUGUAUUCAUCGUGAUCUUGCGGCCAGAAACGUUUUAGUUGCUGAGGAUAAUACCAUGAAAAUUGCCGACUUUGGUCUAUGUAGAGACGUGCAUCUAAAGGGUUAUUACAGGAAAACAACAGACGUGAGUAUUCCAUAGUAUAGUGUCCUUGAAGCGCUUAAAAGACCCUAAAAAUAUGGUUGAUUUUCAAACAAGAGGGUACACUUCUUCAAUGAAUGCCCCCCCUCCUUUCAAGAAGAUACCGCAUUGUCGUAAGAGAAAAUUAAUUUUCGUACCGCGUGUUAUAAUACAGUUAUCAAUUAGUUACAAUUUUCAUUUUUAUUUCCCGUCCAUGUGCUUGUGUCAUCUGUACCAUUGUAAAAGAACUUUCGAACCAUCCUUUCCGGCCUGCCUUUGUGUAUUGCGCGCUGUUGUUUCGAUCAGCAAGUUAAAUGAUAUUAAACGAAGUAAAUUUCAAAGGUUUCUUCUUUUUUGCCUUUUUUGAACAACCAGAACGUUACAUUGAGCUGCCUUAUGACUGGAUCAGCAAUUUUGUCUUUCCUGAGCUUAAAAUUUCCAUUUUUUAAAAAAGAACUACCCUGUUUACAUGACGGAGGGUGCCCCUUAUUAGUAGGGCCAUCCUGGGUAGUUGAGUUUCCUUUCUCCUUUGUUUCACGCAGUUCGUUUUACAGGUACGGGACGGUGCCUCUUGGAGUAGGUAUUCCCUACCUUCUUUCUGCAAACUUGAAACCUGACGAAUAUUUUCGUAGAUAUCAACUCGAAAGAAUGGCAGCAAACGAGCCUGACAGAAAGCAUUUUACGAAGGAGGCUCAUACCCUCGAAGUCAAAAUAAACGAAAACCAGUCCCAGAAAGAGUGCGAGAAAUCUGCAAUCAGUAAUUAAGCCCUCCGAUGUAGGAACUUUUCUGCUCAUGUAAAAUCUCUUGAACCUGUAAGGGAGGGUGCCACUUCCAUGUUAAACCUACUUUACGAAAAGAACGGCAGAAACUUCAAUGCUGGGAGAUAGGGUUCCCCUGACCUCUAGAGGCACCCUCUUUCCAUGUCACACAGGCUCUAAUUCAUGGUUAUACUGACACCAUUUGUGUAGAGGGCCUAAAUGUAAUAAACGGUCCUAAAUGUAAUAAAGUCCUAAAUGUCAUAACAUUUUGUCCUAAAUGUAAUAACAAUUUGCCCUAAAUGUAAUAAACUCUCAAGCUGCCAAUUACAUUAAUUACUCGAAUAAGCCCUGCCCUCAAAUAAGCGCCGCAUUUGGAGGGGGUGGGAGAGUUAAUUAGCACCGCGGCGCUUAUUUGAGUAAAUACGGUACUAAGCGGUAUUGCUAUGGUAUUAAGCUCCGCUCUCAAAUAAGCGCCGCAUUUUUGGAGAAAAAAGUUAAUAAGCUCCGCGGCGCUAAUUCGCGUAAAUUCGGUACAUUUCCUUAUGCACUGUGAAACUUAACGUUUACAAAUAAAUUGCUUGUAAACGGCAAAGUAACAGUAUUUUUCUAAAAAAAGCAAUAUUUAAGCGAUAGAAAACUUUUUUCCUGUGUUUGAAUAGCCUGAUAUAAACACUCGAGGGGUUGGGAGAAUUCGAGACAGUUAUGCAAACCCUCGACGUCGUCUCAGGUUUGCAUAACUGUCAAGAUCGAAUAAAGAAUAAAGUGCUAAAUGUAAUAACAUUUUGCCCUAAAUGUAAUAAACUCUUAAGAUACCAAUUACUGUAUUUAUGCGAAUAAGCAUCUCUCUAAAACAAGCACAGCAACUGGGAUAAAAAGUUAAUAAGCGCCGCUGCGCUUAUUUGCGCGCGUAAAGACGGUACAUUACCAAUUACCAUAUUUACACGCAAAAGGGCCGCCCUCAAAUAAGGUUUUUAAGGAAGCCCUACCUUCGUUUGCGUUUGUUGCUGUUGAGAAAAGAUGACAACAGUGACAAGGCGGAAGAGGAAAUAGAAGAAGAAUUGAAAAGAACUUCUGAAAUAAGAAGCCUUGCUAUAUAGGAAUCGACGGAAUUGUUUUUGAUGUUGGAAUGCUUAUUCGCAACAGGCUCCUGACUUAAUAAUUACAUAGUUUUCAAGAAAGUCUAGAUUCGUUAAUUAAAAGUUAUUUUUAAAAUAUUCUUAUUAUAUAGCAUUGAUCAGUUUACCUGUAUUACUGCACCCUGAAAAAAUUGUCGUAUCUCAAAUGAAUGAAUGAAUGAAUGAAUGAAUGAAUGAAUGAAUAAAUGAAUGAAUGAAUGAAUAAAUGAAUGAAUGAAUGAAUGAAUAAAUGAAUGAAUGAAUGAAUGAAUGAAUGAAUGAAUGAGUGAAUGAAUGAAUGAAUAAGUAUACUUAAUAGACAAGAAACUGUUAUGUGUCGCUUUGUAGAAAUUUAUUCAUAAACGUGAAGUUCAACGUUGCAUAUUAAGGAAAUAUAUCAGUACAGUUUUCCUCGAAUAAGGGCCUCGGCGCUCAGUUACUUUUUUCUCCCAAUGGUGGCGCUUAUUUGAGGGCGGCCCUUAUGCGUGUAAAUAUGGUAAUUGGUAAUGUACCGUCUUUACGCGCGCGAAUAAGCGCAGCGGCGCUUAUUAACUUUUUAUCCCAAUUGCUGCUCUUGUUGUAUAGAGAUGCUUAUUCGCAUAAAUACAGUAAUUGGUAUCUUAAGAGUUUAUUACAUUUAGGGCAAAAUGUUAUUACAUUUAGCACUUUAUUCUUUAUUCGAUCUUGACAGUUAUGCAAACCUGAGACGACGUCGAGGGUUUGCAUAACUGUCUCGAAUUCUCCCAACCCCUCGAGUGUUUAUAUCAGGCUAUUCAAACACAGGAAAAAAGUUUUCUAUCGCUUAAAUAUUGCUUUUUUUAGAAAAAUACUGUUACUUUGCCGUUUACAAGCAAUUUAUUUGUAAACGUUAAGUUUCACAGUGCAUAAGGAAAUGUACCGAAUUUACGCGAAUUAGCGCCGCGGAGCUUAUUAACUUUUUUCUCCAAAAAUGCGGCGCUUAUUUGAGAGCGGAGCUUAAUACCAUAGCAAUACCGCUUAGUACCGUAUUUACUCAAAUAAGCGCCGCGGUGCUAAUUAACUCUCCCACCCCCUCCAAAUGCGGCGCUUAUUUGAGGGCAGGGCUUAUUCGAGUAAUUAAUGUAAUUGGCAGCUUGAGAGUUUAUUACAUUUAGGGCAAAUUGUUAUUACAUUUAGGACAAAAUGUUAUUACAUUUAGGCCUUCUACCAUUCUCUUUAUGUCAAUUUUGUGAUACAUCUUCAAUUAGGGACUUCUUCCAGUCAUAUGGAUGGCCGUUGAAUCCCUCUUUGAUCGCAUCUAUAAUACACAAAGUGACGUGUAAGUACCUUGAAAUGUUACUUAGUCACAGCUAAGUAGUGACAUAUAUGAAAUGCUUUUUAAUGAACCUGGUGUAAUUUAAUUGUCGUAUCUCAAAAUUUAGCAAAAUUCAGCCAUACGAAAGCCUUCAAACAAGUUUUCCAUUUGUAAGAUAUCAUAAGCGGAUUGCAGUUGAGUUUUUUUAAAAAACUGUUCAGUCUAACAGUUUCUUAAAGUUUAAAUCGGUUGUGCUAUGAAUUUGAAUGAUCACACGCAGGAGACUUGUUCUGAAGCUGAGGUUUUGCCAUUCAGGCGAUAAUUUCUUCGCACUGAACGUUUAAUUUCAAAGUGAAUAAAUAGUAAAACUAAACAAACUGGACUAAAUUUCCUCGACACCGUUUAUAAACCCCAAAGGUUUUAAUUUAUUUUCUUUCCUCUUUCAUCAGGUGGUCCUUUGGAAUACUCUCAUGGGAAAUGGUUACUUUUGGUACGUAAGUGGCAUUUCAUGUUGACGAGGAAAAAAGAAAAGGAACAUUUCCCAUAAAAUAAGAAGGCCUUUUCCUUACCAGGAAAAUACCAUUUACACGUUUUUAGUGGAUAAUAGUCACAAUUCAUUAAUAUCUUUUAAAUGCUCUUUUCUAGGAGGGUCUCCAUAUCCCGGCGUUCCUCUAGAAACUUUGUUUGAGCUUUUAAAUCUGGAUACCGAAUGAAAAAGCCACUCUGCUGUCCAGAAAACAUGUAAGUAGCCAAAACAGCUUCAAUUAUCGUGGUGAAUCAAAAAAAGAGUCCCACCCGAGGCCAAAGUAAGACAACCAACAAGAACUACUGGUACUCUCAAAUUGAAAUGUAUAAAGAUGUAGAAUAAAGGAAACGGCCACAUGGUCCCUGCUCCCACAGCCUCGCUUUCAUAAGUUAAGAAUAUAUAUGAUAAGGUCGCAGAUAGCAGCAACGGCCCUCUCGCUGUCCCAAGAGAAAUUGAAAACAAUGCUUAUGCAAAAUUUUGGGGCAAACGAGGUGUGUUUUUGGAGACGUGCAAGUGGCGAAUGGAAAAAAAGAAAAAAAAGACAUCCGGUAGUAUUGAAAAAUAUAUUGUGCGUGUUUUGGGUUUUUCUUGAUUCCUUAGGUAUCAGAUUAUGUUGAAAUGUUGGCAGGAGUCACCGGUGCAAAGACCUACAUUUGAGGAACUGGUCAAAGAGUUCGAUGCUAUGUUAGUGUCACUAUCAGAUAGAGUUGACUCAACACGUCAAUUGGAAGAGGUAUAAAUGGGUUCACUCCUUACUAAGUCGGCCAAUAUAGUGAUCACAUACCGUAAGAGUGAGACAAAAGUGAUUUGAAGCCGAAUUUCAAUCAGAAAGUCGGUUGUCCGCAAGACAAGAGUUACCUGCACUCAUACUAGUCGGUUUAUACGUUAGUCCAUCUUAAGUCAGUUUAACAAUUUAAGUCCUGUCUAAUUUCUUUAGGACGGAUAUAGUUGAGACCGGAACUACAGGGUUCCUCUUUUCCCUGCGCAUGUUUCUUUCAUUAACUGCAAAUGAACCCAUUCUGACUCCUGAAUCAGUGGGAUUACAACCUGUACAAAUAAAUAAAUAAAUAAUAAUAAUAAUGAUGAUGACACAAUAACAACAAAAAGUAAACAAAUGAGAAAAUCUGACAUACGUCUCUAACAAGUCUCAGUUGAUGUCAUUAGAGCCUUGUGGCUUAGUUUACGUGAUUCAUUACUUAUUACAGGAAGAAAUUCAUCAGGAAGCGUCGCUUAUGAUUCCAUUGGUAACAAGAGCUUCAAAUUCCGCGUUAGUGUCGCCGUCAACUCCGCGAAACACUGGAGGAACUGAACAUGAAAUGGAGGAUGAUGGUAGGGACAAUAACAGCGUGUCCCUGAUCAUGAUACCCACAAUAUUUGGGAAGUCUGCAAUCCAUCGAUGCACACGAGACAAUUAAAAAGAGACCAGAAACUCCAGAGCCCUAAGAUAGCUGGCCAUAAAAAGGAAACAAGCGAUGCAACUUUUCCUCGGUUACCAAUAGAGACUGACGUGUGACAAUAGAUUAUAAAGAAGUGACAUCGAAUGUUGUUUGAUCAAUUACGUUUUUUAGUUGCUGAACUACAACUACGUUUUCUUUUUUCAGUCGGUAAAAAUAAAGAAUUUUUGCUCAAUAUUUUAAAAUGUUUUUUAGAAACGAACAUACCGAGGGCCUAAAUGUAAUAAACGACUGUUUAUCGUAAUUCGUAAUAAUUGUAGUAAUUUAUAAUAACUGUGGUAGUUUGUAAUAAUUUAGACGUAAUUAGAUAGUAAUAAUUACAAUAAUCAUGAUAAUAGGGAUAAAUAAAUCCUUUAUUUGUCUUUUAUGCUCAGGGGGAAUUUUGUGUCUUAUUCAGCUACCCUGAUGGAGGGGUGGAACAAUUUUGGGCCAACUCCCCUCCUUCUGUCGAUGUUUGUUCCUUAUAAUUUACAUUUUCCUUCAUGUAAACAUUCAAACCGGGGGUAUGGUGUUGCAGAGGGUGUGAUUGCCAAAAUCCCUACUGCAAAAGACUGAAAAGACACAUAAACUUUUCAUAAGUGAAGCCAUAUGAAAACAUUGUUUUAGUUAAUUUUUCUGUUGUUCAGUGAAUAACACCUUAAAAAAUGAGACAAUAACUAAAACUACUAAAAAUUGUAUACAAUUUUAUAGGAACUCUGUCAUUUUCAAAGUGAUAAAAAUGUCUCAAAAAAGGUACACGAACAACAAUGGUAUUCCUUGCAAAAAAGCUAAUAAACAUUCACCACAACUAAACAAAUUACAAUUAAUUAACUUAAAUAGAACACGAGAGAUUUUUUAUAUUUCUCCUUCAGCUAUGCAUUAAAGCAUUUUUUGCUUGAAAAUAUUCUACGUACUUUUAACAUCCAAACUCGGGAGGCCUACCCUACGGCGUGGGCCAAGCAAAGGCCUAUUGUAAAUAAUAUAUAGAUUUAGCCGGGGCUAAAAGGUAGCUCCAGUUAAUAAAUUUAUAAUUUAAAUCAAACAAAAAAGCCCGUCGUAAUCCACAAAUCAGUUAACUGGGGAGAUCCAUAUGACUUUUAAGGGUGGGGCUGGGUGAUUUUAGAGAAAAAAGGAUUUGCAAACUGUGCAAGAAUGAAAUUACAUCUAAAAUCUUACAUCGAGUAAAUAGUCUUAUUUGUACACUCAAUAGCAAUCACCUUUGACCACAGUAAACUAGGCUUGAAAAACAAAUUCUUCCCAAGCAAAAUGACGUAUUUAUCCACCUGCACCACCUUUAUUUUAUAACGGUAAUUAGACAGUCCCGAAAUAUAUGCUACAAAGGCCGUAAAGACACGAUAGUCCUUGGUGGCAGGCAAUUUGCACGUUAUAACGUCUCGGUUUUAUCUCUCUGUCUAAAUCGAGUCUAUAGGAAAUAUUUUUUUUGUGUGGCUCGCUACAAGUUUGCUUUACAAAUCUGGUUGCGCGUAAACCAGCCUUUUUACAUCAUCAUAUGCGGUAAACAGAACUACCAGGCAUUGUUUGUUCAUCGUACAGACCUGAACAGGGCCGCCAAUGAUCCCCAGACCGCAAAUCAUCCUCUACCUUAAAUGAUCCCCAACAUCGACCGCAAAUGAUCCCGUGAAAAAUCGAGGAAUGGAAUGGAUCUUAGUUUGAUAUUAGAUGAAAAAUGUGGCUGUUUACAACGUAACUUGCAAGAGAAAAAAAGAACCUUUUCUUCUCGCAUUCUAAAGAAAAAGGGAAGGAGGACACUACAGGGUGUUUCAAAUGUUCGUUCCGAUUUUUUGUUCACUUAACUUUCACUGAUUAUUAAAGAUAACUUUUGUAAACCUAAGCAUGUUAUUCGUUAUUUAUUUAACAUUGACUAACUGAAAUAUUAGCCACCAGAUUGUCUUCCUUUAUGAUUUCUGACAUUUUCUAAGCGGUGAGGUAUAGAAUGUACGAGCUCCCAACGGCGUGUCUAAAUGCACAAUUUUCCAGGUGAAGCGUGGUCGCUGUCUUAGCUAGUCCAGUGUUUUGGGGGCUGAAUCUUUGUAUUCUCAUCAACGAUAAUCCAGGCCCCGGUUGUUCAAACGUUGGAUAACGCUAUCCACCGGAUAAUUCACUAUCCAGCGGAUAAAUAAUGGGGAAACUAAUUGCACUAUCCACUGGAUAGAGAUUUAUCCGGGGAAUAGCGCUAUCCAGCCUUUGAACAACCGAGACCAGAUGGUUACUAGAGGGUUCGCAUCACGUGAGUUUGCCGGCCGGUCGUCCUUUGGUAUAAAGUUUGCAAAUCCUUUUGAUGCCAUGCCUGCAUGAAGUGUGCACCGCCCUUUUUCUCUCAAGGCUUUCCAACCUUUGUUGGUCACAUAUCUCCAUACCGUAGUGCUCGAAACUUUGAUAUUGUGAAGUUGAAGUUUCCUUCAGUUCCUUUCAGUCUUGUUGAAUUAUUACGCAUAUACUUACAGCUUUUUUGAUAACAUUCAUUUACGAAGAAUCUAAACAUGGUAAUGACAAACCAAAAAGCGAGGUAAGCGGUAGUUAUGCGGUAUUAUGGUGUCUUGAGCCUUCUAAGCGCAAAGGCCUAACGCUCACUCACAGCAUUCGUGGAAGGUAGAACAAGAAGUAACUUCACAAGGCUGAAAUCUUUUGAGAAAUAAUCAACGGCUGCUUUGGGGAGGCUUCUCAGAUAUGCCACAACAUCGUUCAAUCCGAAGGCAUGUCCAGCCCUGGCCAUGAAAACCUGAGUUUCUUCAGUUGUUAACUUAGUUCUACACUUCUCAGAGGAGUGGAAGUGUGAAAAAGUCUGUCAAAGUCAGGAUAUUCAGUAUCACACUUUUUCCCUAGUCAUGAACCUCUUAUCAUUCAUCACUUAGUUCUACUCUUCUCAGGGAUGUGGAAGUGUGGAAAAGUGGCGCAUCCAGGGAAAGUGCAACAUUAAACUCAGUUUGUCAGACUACUGCACACUUGCACACCUCUGAGAAGUGUUAAAACCAAGUAAAAGUAAAAGGCGUUUGUGACUGGGAGAAAAGUGCACCAAUAUCCUGACUUUGUUGGACUUUUCCACACUUCGAAACCUCUGAGAAGGAUACAACUAACUAAAGAAUAACAAGGGACUGGUGACUGAUCCCUGUUCAACCUUAGAGCACCAAACUUGGUCAAAUAACCGAUCUCAACAUGACCUUAUAUAUGGUGGUGUCAGUUCAUCGACUAGUUUAAAUUUGAAACCCGCCCCAGCUCCCUACGCAACUCCGAAAUGGCCAAUACCGAGGACUUCUUUACAUAGAGGUUCGUUAUAUCGGGUUUUCACUCUAAUUCGCUAGGGUGACAACUAGCACUUACACGACGGCUGCAAGGGCGGAAAUAACCUAUGAUGGGGCCUAGUUAACGAAAUUUACCCAAAUUCAGCCAUUAGCUAGGCAGCGACUAGUUCCGGAAAUGGGUGAAUUAAUAAUGAGGGAACUAUAAGUACUGUUUUAUAAAACUAGCAGAAGUGUAUUAUCAGGUUUAAAAACACAAAAACUCGAGGCUCGCCUGAUAAUACACGACUGUGAGUUUUUUUGAACGGCUUCAAAAUCUCUGAUAUCGACUCAUUCUUGCAGUAAUAUUUAGAUUUGGGGCUAUUUUGGUCAAGUUUAGCCGUGUCGUUAUCAGAUAUAAAGAGACUAAUUAAACAUUAAUUUCUUUCGGUUUUUUCUUUAUGAUUAAUUAAUAAGUUUUGAAGCGAGCAUUGCAAAUAGACCAAAUAUAAAGGAAGGAACGAAUGGGCAAAAUUAAAGAAACUUGAAGCGGUUUGCAAUCAAUUUUUUCUAAAGUAUAAUAUGUCUGUUGUAUCAAUUUGAAUAACGAUGCUCUGAAGACAUAUUUCUUUGUUCUGAACCAGUGAUUUUAUCUUUUUGCAAGUUUACUGCGACUAAUUGAACUAACCUGCCGUGAAACAGCUUGAAUAACUUCUCCAAUUAUCAGCACUGAGAUCACCUGGGCAGCUGUUUCGCCCUUUUUGGGACUCAUCAGCAUGGCAAGGCCAUCGGGUCUAUGAACGGGCGUUCCUUUAGAAAGCCUGUUUGACUUUUUGAAAUCUGGAUACCGAAUGGAAAAGCCACUCAGCUGUCCA